Molecule: messenger RNA, 3734 nt
Organism: Peromyscus leucopus (white-footed mouse)
Lineage: Eukaryota; Metazoa; Chordata; Mammalia; Rodentia; Cricetidae
Gene: Cdk17
Product: cyclin dependent kinase 17
Exons: 17
Coding region: 445-2016 (523 amino acids)
Biological process (GO): protein phosphorylation
Cellular component (GO): nucleus; cytoplasm
Molecular function (GO): ATP binding; protein kinase activity
Source: RefSeq, a predicted model, not a curated record
AGGAGCGAGCGAGAGCAAAGCGACGCGCACGCAGACGAACGAGAGCGGCGGCUGCGGGUCUCUCCCGAGCGUCGUCGUCGUCGUCCUCCUCCUCCGCACCCCCGCACCCCCGCGAUCCAGCCGCCCCGGCUCGGGGAGACCCGGUGGGGACUGAGCCGUCCGUGCGGCUCCCGGCGGCCCGGGGAGCCAUGUUGAGCGGGGGGCUCGGCCACGCGUGAGGCGGCCGGCGGCCCUCGCGGAGCGGAAGGCGCGAGGAGGAGGCGGAGGGCGCGCAGGGAGGAGGAGGGGGGUGGUGGUGGUGGAAGGCGGAGAGGCCUGAGCCGGAGGCGCCUCCUCUGCGCGGCCGCCGCCACCGGACCUGCAUCCGCUCGCCCUGCGCGCCUGCCCCGGAGUCCGGGUCCCCCCGCACUUGCUGAAGUUUUCACGCUGCAUCCAGCUGGUAGGAUGAAAAAGUUCAAGAGGAGACUGUCCCUCACGCUCAGGGGAAGCCAGACGAUCGACGAGUCGCUGUCGGAGCUGGCUGAGCAGAUGACGGUGGAGGAGAGCAGCAGCAAAGACAACGAGCCUAUUGUGAAGAAUGGCAGACCUCCCACGUCCCACAGUGUACAUUCCUUCCUUCAUCAGUACACAGGGUCCUUCAAGAAGCCGCCAUUGCGAAGACCCCACAGUGUUAUCGGAGGAAGCCUUGGUUCCUUCAUGGCAAUGCCCAGAAAUGGAAGCCGAUUAGAUAUUGUUCAUGAAAACCUGAAAAUGGGAUCGGACGGCGAGAGCGACCAGGCCUCUGGGACGUCAUCUGAUGAAGUCCAGUCCCCUACAGGGGUUUGCCUCAGAAAUCGAAUACACAGACGGAUCUCAAUGGAGGACUUGAACAAGCGGCUGUCCCUGCCUGCGGACAUCAGGAUACCUGAUGGCUACCUGGAGAAGCUGCAGAUCAGCAGCCCCCCGUUCGACCAGCCCAUGAGCCGCAGGUCCAGGAGGGCUUCCUUGUCAGAAAUUGGGUUUGGGAAAAUGGAGACCUACAUCAAAUUGGAAAAGCUUGGAGAGGGAACGUAUGCAACAGUAUAUAAAGGAAGAAGUAAAUUGACAGAGAAUUUGGUCGCAUUAAAAGAGAUCCGCUUGGAACACGAAGAAGGGGCGCCCUGUACAGCUAUAAGAGAAGUCUCACUGUUAAAGGAUUUAAAACAUGCAAAUAUUGUAACCUUGCAUGACAUUGUUCACACAGAUAAAUCUUUGACUCUGGUCUUUGAGUAUCUGGACAAAGACCUGAAACAGUACAUGGAUGACUGUGGCAACAUCAUGAGUAUGCACAAUGUAAAGCUGUUCCUGUACCAGAUUCUCCGUGGCUUGGCAUAUUGCCAUAGAAGAAAGGUAUUGCAUCGGGACCUGAAACCACAGAACCUCCUCAUUAAUGAGAGAGGGGAGCUAAAGCUGGCUGACUUUGGACUAGCCAGAGCCAAGUCAGUUCCCACAAAGACCUACUCAAAUGAAGUUGUCACGCUGUGGUACCGGCCUCCAGAUGUGCUUCUCGGCUCCUCAGAGUACUCAACCCAGAUUGACAUGUGGGGAGUUGGCUGUAUUUUCUUUGAAAUGGCUUCUGGAAGACCACUGUUUCCAGGGUCAACCGUGGAAGAUGAACUGCACUUAAUAUUUCGACUACUAGGAACUCCAUCUCAGGAAACUUGGCCAGGUGUUUCUUCAAAUGAUGAAUUCAAGAACUACAACUUCCCCAAAUAUAAGGCACAACCUCUAAUUAACCACGCACCCAGGUUAGACUCUGAAGGAAUUGAGUUGAUAACAAAAUUUCUUCAGUAUGAGUCUAAGAAGAGGGUUCCAGCGGAAGAGGCCAUGAAACAUGUGUACUUCAGAAGUCUGGGACCGAGAAUACAUGCUUUGCCAGAAAGCGUAUCAAUAUUCAGUUUGAAAGAGAUUCAGUUGCAAAAGGACCCGGGUUUUCGAAAUUCUUCCUAUCCAGAGACAGGACACGGGAAGAACAGAAGACAGAGCAUGCUCUUUUAAGUCUGGUAACAUGGUUUCAAGCCCAGCCCCAGCCUUUCUUAGCAGUCAUGGACUCAGAGCUGAAGGCAGUUAUUUCUUGUGCUGGACUUGGAACCUCCGUUUGUCUACACUGUCCUCUUCACAGUGGAGUCUUUUUAUUGCAGACCUACAGAUUGUUUUUUAUAUUUGUUGUCACAGUGUGACAAUUUUUUUUUGUCUUGUCCAGUUGGUUUUAAGGUCGCCUCUGCCAGUAGAGCCAAUAGGUCACAGCUCUCCAUGUAACUGUCGCUGCAGAGUGUUGGGCAGGACUGAGAAACACAGUGCAUUAUUUAUUGCGGAAUCGUUGCUGCUAAAUAACUACUGUCUGUUGAUUUAACACAACAGUUGAAUGCCUGAAGAAGUUGCAGUGGCUUUAUUAUAUGUGAACGCAUCUGUUUCUCCUCACAAAGUGUUUUUACUGCUGCAUUUUUUUUUUUUGUUCGUUUGUGUUUUUAAAAAAUUAAACUGCAGUGUUUUCCUGGAAUGUACAUUUAGCUUUGCUUAGCAGUAAAAAAAAAAAAAACGUGAGCCAUCUUGAACACUCUUAAGUUCGUGCUACAUAUAAUUUCGUAGGAACGCUGGCCGAUAGCGUAGCUGAGAGAUUGGCAGCACAAUGUGUUUAAGAAGCAUGCAAUGUGAGAGUUGAGUCAAGCAGUGGAAUAUCAGACAUUUUUGGAUUCUUACAUUAGACACCAAUAAAUUAAAAACCAAGUUAUUUAUUUUUACCUAUUCCUCAUUUUAGAAAUGUCUACUGCAUAUUCGUAUGCUCCUACCCUUGGUUAACUCUUGUACACUGUGUUUUUAGUUAAAUUUUAACCAUAGAAGUCAUUCAAACAGGAAAGGCCUUGCUGCUCUUUGUUUUAAGCACAUUUCUUUUAUUAGAUGAUAAUUCAUUUUGAGGAACAGUUUCCUUCCUUCGGAGGCUGUGUGUGUUUCAGUAACAUUCACUUGGAAUCAGCUGAAAGCUGUACUAUGUCUUUAAAAUGAGCCAUGAUAAAUUAGAAAUGAGAAAUAAGAACCCAGAGGACCGCUCUAAAGCAUUGUGGGUAUUAUCUGCUCAUCAGAGACACUAACUAGUGUAACUUGAAUUAUGCAUCUCCUUGAACAUCACAGACACUUUGGUGUUGGUAACAGUGUUUUAGGCAUUUGUGUUCAUUUUUAAGGACUAUUGGUUAGUGCAUCCUAUAACUAUAAAUCUUAAUUGAUAUAUUUUGAAAUGGUCAUGUGCAUUUUUGCCUUAUAUCAUGAAAAUAGUUAUAACUUAAUUUUUUUGUCCUGCCAUUCACUGUAAACAUUCAGGGUCCUCUCAUUUCUGUUCAGGAAAUCCUGUAGUUUAUUGUUGUUAUUUAACAGUAUUAAGUGAGUUUUUGUAUAUUUCUUUUUAACUUUAUUUGUGAAUAGUGAUUGUGGCAUGUUUGGGGAUGUUAUUUUAAUAUUUCAUGAUACUGAAAUUUUAAUUUUUUUUUUUAAAAAAAAAAAAGUUCUGGAAGAAACAGAUUCAUGUAUAAUGGUGAAUAUCGGACCACUACUGCUUUUCACACCUGUCAACUGGUUUUCUGUUAAACCCUGUAGCCUAACUGCUGUUACUUCUAACUGACAGACAUAUGUAUUAAUAUUGUACUUUGAAGGUUAUAAAUAUUAUGUGAAAAUUCCUUCAUUUCGUUUUGAAAUUUAUAACUAAAUCUCUGUGUUAUAUAAAA